This is a messenger RNA of Cajanus cajan (pigeon pea), 1987 nucleotides long. RefSeq names its product isoprene synthase, chloroplastic. Gene Ontology annotation, molecular function: terpene synthase activity; magnesium ion binding. The record is from RefSeq and is a predicted model, not a curated record. Gene Ontology annotation, biological process: diterpenoid biosynthetic process. NCBI's taxonomy places the organism in Eukaryota, Viridiplantae, Streptophyta, Magnoliopsida, Fabales, Fabaceae.
AAGCAGCACAUGGAAUCGCAAUUUUAGAAGCUUAAGUUAAGGUCAUGGCAACCCAUCACCUUUUAUGUUUGUCUAAUCCUUUCUCUUCCCCCUCACCAACUCUAAGUACUGCUACUAGAUCAUUUCCCCUCACUAACAACUUCAACCACAAAACAUCUCUUGCCAAUUCCAAACCAUGCCCAUUUAUUUGCUCUCAAAUAACACAUCAUCAUCAUACUCGACGUUCAGCUAAUUACCAACCAAACCUUUGGAAUUUUGAAUUUCUGCAGUCUCUGCAAAAUCACCAUCAGGUGGAAAAAUUGGAAGAGAGAGGAAGAAAGCUGGAGAAGGAAGUGCGAUGCAUGAUGAACAAAGCAGAUGCUGAAGCGCUAAGCUUACUAGAAUUGAUCGAUGAUGUUCAGCGCCUCGGAUUGACCUAUAGGUUUGAGAAAGACAUAAUCAAAGUCCUUGAGAAGAUUGUUUCGUUGGAUGAGAUUGAGAAACACCAAAGUGGCCUUCAUGCUACUGCUCUCACCUUCCGUUUACUUCGACAACAUGGCUUUCAUCAGGUCUCCCAAGAUAUGUUUAAGAGGUUCAAGGACAAGGAGGGAGGAUUCAAUGAUGAACUUAAAGGUGAUGUGCAAGGUUUGUUGAGUCUAUAUGAAGCAUCCUAUCUUGGCUUUGAGGGAGAAUAUCUCUUGGAUGAGGCUAGGGCAUUUUCAAUAACACAUCUCAAUAACAGCCUAAAACAAGGAAUAAACACCAAAUUGGCAGAACAAGUUAGCCAUGCACUCCAACUUCCCCAUCACCGAAGACUGCAUAGACUGGAGGCACGAUGGCAGCUUGACAAAUAUGAACCAAAGGAACCCCACCAUCACUUACUACUCCACCUUGCAAAACUGGAUUUCAAUAUACUGCAAUCCUUGUACCAGAACGAGCUGCGAGAACUGUCAAGGUGGUGGAGGGAGAUGGGGUUGACAAGCAAGUUGGAGUUUGUCCGAGACAGAUUAAUGGAGGUGUAUUUUUGGGCAUUAGGAAUGGCACCUCAUCCUGAAUUCAGUGAAUGUCGUAAAGCUAUCACUAAAAUGUUUGGACUAGUCACCAUUAUCGAUGAUGUUUAUGAUGUGUAUGGUACUUUGGAUGAGCUACAACUCUUCACCGAUGCUGUUGAGAGAUGGGAUGUGAAUGUCGUAAAUACACUUCCAUACUACAUGAAGUUGUGUUAUUUAGCUCUCUAUAACACCGUCAAUGAAACGAGUUAUAGCAUCCUUAAAGAAAAUGGACAUAACAGCCUUUCCUAUUUGGCCAAAUCUUGGUGUGAACUGUGCAAAGCAUUCCUGGAAGAAGCAAAAUGGUCAAAGAAGAAAGUGAUUCCGGCAUUGAAUAGGUACUUAGAAAAUGCAUGGGUGUCCUCCUCAGGCGUGGCUUUGCUUGCUCCUUGCUAUUUCUCAGUGUGCAAAGAAGAAGACAAGAUCUCAGACGAAGCUCUUCAUUCUUUAACUAAUUUCCAUGGCCUUGUGCGUUCCUCGUGCGCCAUCUUCAGGCUCUACAAUGAUCUGGCUACCUCUGCGGCUGAGCUAGAAAGGGAUGAAACAACAAAUUCAAUGACGUGCUACAUGCAUGAGAAUGGUAGUUGUGAGGAGCAAGCACGUGAGGAAUUGAGAAAAAUGAUCGAGGUGGAGUGGAAAAAGAUGAACCAAGAAGGAGUCUUGGAUUGUACACUCCCAACAGCUUUUAAGGAAAUAGCUAUGAACAUGGCUCGAGUUUCCCAUUGCACCUAUCAACAUGGAGAUGGACUUGGAAGACCCGACUACACCACACAAAACAGAAUCAAGUUGCUACUUAUAGACCCUCUUCCAAUCAAUUAACUAUUGCAUUUCUUUCCUUUUCAACAUCAGGUUGGGUUCUAUAAAUAUAUAUAAAUAAGUUGGAUUGUAUAAAUUUAUAUAAAUAAACAACUUGUGUUGCCUAUCCAUUUCAUAGAGUUGGAUUCUAUAAAUUUAAACAA